ACUGAGACACCCCCACGGCUGCUGCCUAUCCGAUUUGCUGGAUUUUUUUUAAACCUUUAUUUUCCUUAGUAUUUUAUUUUAUUCUGUUCUCUAUUAUCAUUGUGGGAAAGGGCAGGCGGCGAGAGGGAAGUGGAUCUGGUGGUAGAAGAUUCAAAGGGAUUGUGCCACUCUCAAAGCACCUGUGCCUGCAAGCGAGUGGCCGGUCACCUGGCUUACAGCACUGGAGACCUGGGAGUCAGAGGAAGAAUCAGUUUUUCUCUGGUUUUGUCUCGCACGGAGUUCGCCUGGGCUGGCCAGAGCCGAUGAGUAAAUGAGAAACCAAGUCAGCGUCUCCUGAGCGGAAAUAGCCAAAGAGGCAGGAGAUUUGAGGCAGAGCGUGGGAGCACUUUGUGGAGAAGCCAAGUCAGCCGGAGGAGGGAGGGGGGGACCCACCGCUGUGUCUAACGCAAGAAGGAGAAAAAAAGCGAAGUUAUUUAAAACCCGGGAAAUAAUUAACUCCUUAUUUAUUGUCAGAGUCUAGCGUUCACUGGUGUCGCCGGCUCCCUUCAGUGUCUGACUGUUUGCCGGGGCUAUGGCUCUCUCCCAGGUGCAGUGUCUGGAUGACAGUCAUGUCAACUGGAGAUCCAGCGAGUCCAAGCCGGAGUUCUUCUACAGCGAGGAGCAGAGACUGGCUUUGGAAGCCCUGGUCUCAAAGGGGCCGGAGGCCUUCUACGAGGUCCUCAAGAAAGAGAACAUCCGGGACUUCCUCUCCGAGCUGGAGCUUAAAAAGAUCAUGGAGUCGCUGGAAACGUACGACCCGGGUUCGGAGUAUAUCCCACGCCACGGGGGCGGGGACAGCGACGGUGACUGCACCAGCCAAGGGGGCGAGGGAGAGUUGGCACCCUCCUUGGAGUACUGGCCCCAGAGAUCCGACCGCUCCAUCCCGCAGCUGGACCUGGGCUGGCCCGAGACCGUCGCCUACCGGGGGGUCACCAGGGCCAUGGUGUACAUGCAGCCGCCCAUCGACGGGCAAGCGCACAUCAAGGAGGUGGUCAGGAAGAUGAUUGUCCAGGCUCAGAAGGUCGUGGCUGUUGUCAUGGACAUGUUCACGGACGUCGACAUCUUCAAGGACCUCCUGGACGCAGGCUUCAAGCGGAAAGUCGGCGUCUACAUCAUUGUGGAUGAGACCAAUGCGAAAUACUUCCUUCAGAUGUGCGAGCGAGCACAGAUGCACGCCGGGCACCUGAAGAAUCUCCGCGCUCGCACCACGGGGGGAGCGGAAUUUUUCACCCGUUCGGCCACGAAGUUCAAAGGCGCCUUGGCCCAGAAGUUCAUGUUCGUGGAUGGUGACCGGGCUAUGUGCGGCUCCUACAGCUUCACCUGGUCCGCAGCCAGGACCGACAGGAACCUCAUCUCGGUCCUCUCCGGCCAGGUGGUGGAAGCGUUCGACAAGCAGUUCCAGGAGCUGUAUCUCAUGUCCCGGGGGCUCAGCCUGAAGUCCAUUCCCAUGGACGAGGAGCCGGAACCCGAGCCGUUCACUCUGCCCUCUGUCAUGCCUGUCACCCCGGCCAACGCAGUGGUGAAGAGGCUGAUUAACCCAAAAUAUGCCCUGGUGAAGGCCAAGAGCGCAGAACAGAUCAGCAAGAUGUCGUCCGAGAGGCAGGCGGACGCCGGCAGAAAAAAGAUAACGGACAGCAAAGACAAGGCCCUUCCCGAGGGCCAAGGUGCCGAGCGGCAAAACGACAUGGCCGACCUAGCCCCACCCAUCCACCCCGGCCUCCUCAACAUGGAGAAGGCCAACAUGUUCGACUACCUGCCCACUUGGGUGGAGCCAGACCCAGACCCAAGCGAAAUCUUGGGGUACAUCAACAUCAUCGACCCCACUAUAAAGAACGUGAAGCUGUCCCAAAUGAACCGCAUCAAGGUCUGUGACGUCUCCCAGGCCAACGCCCAGCACAGGCAGAUGCAAAAAAACAAGGAGUUGGAAGCCAAGAAAAGCCAAGAGUCUUCUCCAGCCAGCCGGGAGCAAAGAAAGGCCCCUCCGACCCCAAUCGAGGAAGCUCCCAAGCCAGUCGAAAGCCCCAAAGCAAGGAGUCCUGGGGAGGACAAGAAAGGAGCUUUGGCUAUCCUGGCCAUGAGCCAGCACCUGAAGCAGCCCACGGCUGCAGAGACGCACAAGAUGGACGUCAGGCCCCCAGUGCCAAGGCCGAGGACGGUUGACGUCGUGGACUUUAUCUCCAAAAACAGCGCGCUCUGCAAAGACACGGCUGCCCUGCUCGGGGACGCCAAGAAGCAGCUGCGCCAGGUGGCAGAGCCAGCGAAUGCAGAUCACAGGCUGGGUGAAAACCCCACACAAGCUCAAGCCACAGCCAGCGAUCACCAGCUGAGGAGGCAGGCAGCCGUAUCCCAGGAAGCUCAGGGCACGGCAGCCGCGUGUCCCGUGAACGGGCUGGAAGGGGAGGAAGAUGAAGAGGACUAUUUGACACUCAGUGAUCAGGAGAGCUAUUCUAGCAGUUCUGCCACCCACAGCUACCACCACUCCAACGCCUCCUCCACCUCGGACGAACUCUUUGAGGUGAGAGGUCGCUUUGGGCCGCUCCGGAGAACCAACUCCGAUCACAUCCCCAACGGGGGGAACCUGCACUUGCAAAGGAAAAUGAGCGACCCCCACAUCAGCCGGGGCACCUACGUCAGCCCCCUGGGGAGCCUGCAGUCGCCGCCAAACUUGCGCUUAGAGGACGCGGUCCAGAGGCGGGACGAUGUUACCGAGGUGAUUAGGUGUGUGCUGGAAAAGGGGACUAGCCUGCGCGCUGCCCUGGAUGGAAAGGGAGCACUCGCCAGCAAGGCCGGGCAGGGUCAGCCUUUCCACCACUACGUAUCCAGGAACCCAGCAUGCCCAGCACAAGGCAAAGGGGGCAUCCACGCCCCGAGACACGAGAAAAACCCAGGGCCCAGCAAAUACAAGGCAGAUGGAACCAGUGCUAAAAAACCCACCGCAGCCCCCAGCCCCCCACCAUACUGGCAAAGCAAAGGUUUCAGUUCCACCAGGAACGUGCAGCCCGGCCACCUCUCGCAAGGCAUCAGCAGAGCAACCGGCAAGCCCUUGUCCUCCCUCCCAGAAAGCCAGAGGACAGCGGAUGAAGUGAGGACGCCACUCGGCAUCCCGCUCACCAAACUCUCACAAUCCAAGCACCUCAAGGCCAGGGCGGGCGGAGGCCAGCAGGUUUCCACCGACUCUAAACGGAGGCUCCCUGGGGCCGCCAGCCGCAAGGACCAGUAGGUACCGAAGCAGGUGGACUGCAAGUAUUCAGAGGCCAUAGAGCGGGGAGAUGCAAUUCCGCGUGGGAGGGGGAAUAUGUUUACAUUUACCUGGUCGGUGCACCAGUACCAAGUGGCCAAGACAGACAGCCCGAGAGUCAUGCCAGUCCAGGGAAGGUCUCCGGAGACGGGAUCUCGGAAGAGGUGCAUGGCGUCCGCUCUGGGCAGGUGGCAAGUUGUGUUGGGGAUAAUCUUGGCCGGAACAGCCUUUAAAUAAGCCUCUGCCAGGUUUUGGUAUCCUCCGAUCUUGUUAAACGCUGGAAGGGAACAGGGAGGGGAGGCUGAUUAGAGCACUGAAAUAUGAGCAGAUCAGCUGGCAAAAGCCACCGCGACCUUCCCAGGCAGAAUCUUUCCUCCCUUCCCGCUUGCCCCGAGAAGCGGGGCCGGGGAAAGAACCACCACACGUUGCGACGGAAUUUUAUUCUUAUUUAAGAGACAGCUGGGGUUUUGCACAGUUGGGCCCGGUAGAUUCCUGCUCCUCCCAGGGGAUGCAUCCCGGGUCCUGGAUCCAGGCUCCCCAUCGAGACGCUCUCUCCACUGAGUUUGUACUUCCAACAAGUCACUUUUAUUAAAGCACAAAGGUCCCCAGGCAGCCCGACGUUCUUGUUGAAGUGGUAAACGCGAGCAGAGGAGGUAGCGACUGACUUGAUCCGUGACAGUGCUCCGUGCAGGGUCCACCCUUUGGUUCAGAGGUCAGACCAUUUUUUAGCGAACUAGGUAGUGACCUGAUAGCCCCAUAGUCUCUGGGUACCUAGACGCAAGUGCAAUACAGACUCACUUCGCUGGGUUUUCUUAGGGUCCAUCUACACUGCGAGCAGAGGUGACUGCAGCACGUGGAGACAUAUCUGAGGUCGCUUCGACCUAGCCAGCGUGAGCUGUCCACCCUGCCAGGUACUCGAGUGGCUAGACCGUACUGCUAUUGGGAGAGGAGCUAGCUAGCGCAGGCAUGGCUGGACGUGCUGCAGUCACCUUCACAGCUCCGGCUGCAGCGCAGAUGUACCCUGAGAAAUGGCAUCUUCUCUCUGGAGCAGUUAAUUCCCUGGGGUGAAAGUGACACCUGUGCUAAAGGCCUAGCCCCCUGCUCUCCCCAAACCAUCCCAAGCCUGGGCAGCCACUGGCAAAGGACCGCAGACUACAGACCCCGCUUUCAGCGCCAGCACUCCACUCCCAGCCCCGCCAGUUUAAGCAGCGGCGACACUCAUUGCGGCACAAGGAUCUUGCAGAGCACCCAGCUGCCCGACAGCCACGGGUAGUGCUGCCAUGCGGGAAUCCAGGCUUGCUUCUUCACAGCCGCUGGGAGAUGGAGCUAAAUUCACCUUGCAGUUGCCCCACUGAAGCCAGGGGAUUACCCUGGCUAGCCGGGAGGAGAAUUUGGCCACGGAUGCAUGGGAAGGCAACAUACUUGGCUUGCAAAAGGAGGUGGGAAGAUGCCCCUCCCUUUCCUCAGCGCUUCCUUCCUAGCCAGUCCAUGCAAGAGCACGAGCACCCCCUGUCUGUGGCCACUUCUCAUGAGAGCAGGCGCUGCAGGUGUUUGCAUCCCAUCGGCAGCACACUAGGCGGCACAGCGACAGUUACUCACGCCCAAGAGGAGCUGCCAGAGUCUCCUCUUGCCCAAGCCCAUGCCAUGCCCCCACUGGGUGCCGAGCGCAGACUCCCGCGCCGCGGCGGACGGGGCAGAGGUGAGGUAGCCAUCUGGGGGCAGGUUGAGGAAGGAGCCCCACUAUGAAGGGCUGGGCGAACCCCAGGCCCGGAUAUCGGGGGCUGCUUCUAGCACAACUUGUGGUGUUUGGGGCUGAAUCCAACUCAGCACCUUGGCAUUAGCGGCACGUUAGAUUCAUGGGGUUGCCAGAUCGGUAUGGACCCUCCCCUCCGCCCCCCACACCUCCUUUCUGUGCCCUUUGAAGGGUCUAUGCCAGGGCUGCCACCUUCAUGACUAGCUAGUGCCCAUAAAUCACAGCGGCUGGCAGCCAAGAGAAUUACCAGUGCAGCCCAUGGAAACCGAACGCCCUGGUAGUGCUCCUCUGGGCUCAGGCCAGAACUGGGGGCCAGGUGAAAGGCCUGGGCCAUCCGCUGGGUCUGCCCCAUGGAGCCUUUCACGCUCCAGCCUGCUGCCGGAUGCUCCCAAACACAGGCAUCCUUGGCUGGGAAUUCGUUACUGAGAAUUCACACUCAGAGGUCCCGAUUUUAUAGGGACAGUCCCAAUUUUUGGGUCUUUUUCUUAUAUAGGCUCCUAUUAGUCCCCACCCCCAUCCCCAUUUUUCACAUUUGCUGUCUGGUCACCAGGUAACAGUGGCACCGAGCCCAGACUUUAUUCCUGGAUUCCAAGGGCAGACGGGCCCAUUGCGAUCCCCUGCUCUGACCUCCUGCAGGACACAGCCCAGAACUGCCCUGGGUUCCUGCCUCUUUGAGCGUGAGCAGCUCUUGUAGAAAAACAUCCAUCCCCCCGGCCCCUUGCACUGUGGGGACACUGGGAUGGGGCUUUCCCCCCCCCAGAAAUGAGCCUGACCAAACUCUGAUCCAAACACCCCAGAACUCUGGGCUGGUCAAAGUGCAGUGCUCUGUUUUGUCAGCAGUCCCCGGCUUUAUAACCGGCCAAGGCAAACGGCCCCCAGCAGUAGACGUUUGAGAUCUGGGUCCCACUCUCAAGUCUGUGGCGUGAGCCCAUCCCGGUUCCCUUUGUAAGAUGCCGCCCCAAAAAUGCACAUUACGCCCCCCUCGGUGUCUUUCCAUUCCAGUGCAGUUCCGUGGCCAUGUGAGCUGAGGACUUCAGUAACUCAGGCAGCGGUUACGGGCCCACCACAGGAGCAGGUGGACGAGGGCCUCUGGCCUGCGAUGGGCAGGAGGGUCAGACUAGAUGAUCCCGAUGGUCUCUUCUCAGAAGUCUGCGGUUUAGUCCUGGGACCAUCAAUCCCAGGCCAAAGUCAGAGGGGGCGGGUGGAUGUUUUCAGAGCAUCGCCUGGGGACUCAAACCCUCUCCCACGCACACACCGCUUUGAGAACAGGCCUGUCGCAUGGGGAGAGGAUCAGUGUUUGUAAGCUCACCCUGCCCUUGUGAAAGGGGAAGUGGCUACACGCCCACACCUGGUUAAUCCCGGUGCGGGCGAGCCAAAGAGCGGGGUGGGUGGGAAGUAGCAACACAUGCUCUCUAAUAAGGGCGGGCGGUUAGCGAAUGCUGAAUCAUAGUGGAAAGCAGGUAGAUGCAUUCCGGGCCCUGCAGUAUUUCCAAAGGCAGCAGUUUGCACGCAGCACCACUGGCAUUUGCACACACGGGAGGUGUGGCCCAACAGAGGGAUGUUGCAGUUUGGGAGGCCCGCUGAGAAUUUGCCCCACAGCUGCCUCAUUAAUGCCCAAUGUGUUCACACACCAGGAUUAACGUCUUUGUGGUGCACGCCAAAAGGAAUCAGGGAUUUAGGCUGCGAUUUCAAUGACUUGCCAUGGUAACCAAGCCAUGAGCCACAACAAGAGGGCGUGCACGCACGAUGGGGGGAAAUUAAACAAAAUUGCGGGGGGGAAGGAAAUUCCAAAACCUAAAGUCAUUUCAACCCCCAAAACUGAAGCCUUUCUGAAAACGUCAUGUCAAGAUUUCGGGAUUGUUUUUAGGGAGGUUGGUUUUUGUUUGAUUUUUCUUGACCGGAAAUAUUUGCAGAAAUCGACCCAAGUUCACAAAAUGUUUCAGUUGACUUGGAUCUGCACGUUUCAACUGUCAAAAAUUUCAGAUGAAAAAUUUUGCCCAGUUCUGCUCCCAGCUAUGUGGUCAUGGCUCAGUUUUUGCAGAACAGCCUGGUAGGGGGUAGCUGUUUGUUACAUGAACCCCGUGCGAACGCGGUCUCUAUGCAAUCAUGUGGUUCAGGUGUUUCCCACCAGGAUUUGGUGACUUGAGGCUGAUCCUCAAAGUAUUGUGCUGUUGAGUAUUUCUACAACGACAGCCCAGAAUGAGUAGUCGGCAGGGACUGAACCUGUGACCUCUGAUUUAAAAGCACAGGCCUCUACUGCUUGAGCUCAAGGAGCAGCUAUUUUGUAGCUGGCUGGUAGUAGCGGAUUCAACCCUGUAUGUGUGAUUUAGCCACUAGAAUAGAGUGACCAGACAGCGAGUGUGAAAAAUCGGGACGGGGGUGGGGGGUAAUAGGAGCAGAAAAAGACCCAGAAAUCGGGACAAUCCCUAUAAAAUCGGGACAUCUGGUCACUCUACACUAGAGGGCGACAAAGAGGCGUUUGGGAAUGCCAGCCCCACAUGAGCACACCCGUGUGCAUGCCAUUCCCACACUCGCCCUCCAGAUUAAAAGCCAAUAGCCACAGAGGCCUUCCUGUUCGGCUGCCUGCUCCAAACCCCAGACAAUACCCAGCAUGCCAGGGCCUUUGCUUCUCUCUUCUCUGGCCCCAGCACAACCUGCGGCCGCCUUUCUGAGCUGCACCUCCGGUAGGGUCAGGACGGUGGGUCUGGUCUGGUGACUACUUGGGGGGGGAACGGUCCUGCCCCUUUUUGUGCAGUCGAAGCCUUGGCUGCUGUUUGCCUUUGGUUUGAUUUCUGUCAAUACACGGCGUCAGAGACGGUGCCCCCUCCCACCCCCCCGGAGAACAGGGGGGCCUGCACAGAACAGGUGCAGCAAGGAUCGCGGAGACGUUGGCCGGGGAAGUGGGGGUGUCUGCGCUCUACCCUCGACUCUGCCCCUGACUCCCCAGCGAUCUAGGACAAGUCACGUAGGCCAAGGCUGGUCAGGCUUGGGUGCUUCACCUGAUUUCGUUGGGAGCUGCUGGCGCCCAGCACCUCGGAAAUCAGGCCAGUUACUCAGGCUCUGAGACUUUUCACCAUGAGUGUCCCCCCUCCCCCCCAGUGCAGACGUAACUGACUUUGGAGUUAGGGUGGGUACACUCGGACGGCUAUAGCAGCACAACGGCAGUGUUGCAGUGCAGACACUCACUACAGCCCUGGGAGGGGGGUUCCCAGCAGCGUAGACAAUCCAUCUACCCGAGAGGCAGUGGAUAGUUCAACACAAGAAUUCUGUCAACCUAGCGCUGUCUGCGCCCGGGGCUGGGCGACGGAGCUACGUCCCACUCCUAAGAGCCGUAGCUGUGCCAUUGUACGUUCCCGGUGUAGACACCCAGCUGUGAAAAUUGUGCCUUCAUCCUUCUGCACCCAAGUGCCCUGUCCAUGAAAGGAGGAGAACGAGACUUCCCUACCUGCCAGGGGUGUUGUGAGGCUCUAGUCACUCAGGUGCUCCAGUGAUGAGCGCCUGGAAAUGCCUGUGAAUGAAGUUAGAGCACAGCCGGAGGAAGACCCUGAGGAAGGGAAGUGAGUGCCCGACACCGGUUCCAGCUCCCUGGCUACAUGCACGUGGGACGCCGACUCCCUCACGCCUGGGCUUUUGCUGUGCAUGUUGCAGAGAAGAUCAAAGGAAGUGGCAUUCUGCUGUGGGCGGAUCCCUUCCUGCGAUGCCCCAAAUAACACCCUGGGAGUCAACAGCUGGGAAUUCCCUGGAGAAAAACUUGAAGUUCCACUUGAUAGUCUGUUACCUAACUAGCCUGGCAUCCUCUAUCGAUCACAUGGAUCCCGGGAGCUGCCCCGUAGAACAGUGAAGCAGGAAGGGCACUGGGUGGGGAAUUCACCCCUGUGCAGAGACUCAGCAUGAAGUCUGAGCAUCCCUUAGCCCCACAGGGCGUGCACACAUGGGAUAUGGCCACAGGGGAGCAUAAGCCAUCUGCAGAGCGACGAAGCUCACCCUAAACGUCUGGGCAUGUGACUCGCUCGGAUCAGGUAUUUUAAUUUAUUUUGAAGACUGCUCGAGUUGCGCGAGGAAAGAGGUUUCCCUGGAGCAGGGGUGUCUAUGCGGCUCCCUGGCCUUACCUGUUACUGCUAAGAUGACGGCGCCGAUGAUCAUGAUGAGCGUCUGCAGCGUGUCAGUGUAGAUCACAGCUGCCAGCCCACCUGCAUGAGACGGGAAUGAGAUACAGGGGUCUCAGUCGGCACCGGGCCGGGCGUUUGUUGUAAUGUCAACAAUAAACCCAACCAUUC
This is a messenger RNA of Mauremys mutica (yellowpond turtle), 9307 nucleotides long. It is a transcript of the gene SACK1G, whose product is annotated as family with sequence similarity 83 member G. Gene Ontology annotation, biological process: BMP signaling pathway. The transcript is spliced from 5 exons. The coding region runs from base 572 to 3259 and encodes 895 amino acids. The record is from RefSeq and is a predicted model, not a curated record. Lineage: Eukaryota; Metazoa; Chordata; Testudines; Geoemydidae. Gene Ontology annotation, cellular component: cytosol; nucleus.